Messenger RNA from Lymnaea stagnalis (great pond snail), 11246 nucleotides. The record is from the annotation of a GenBank genome assembly. Lineage: Eukaryota; Metazoa; Mollusca; Gastropoda; Lymnaeidae.
ACCCAUCGCAUGAAGAAGAACCUUUAUUCUGGCAAAUCACAGAAACCAGUCCACUAGUGUGGAUUGACCCCAAGUCGGGCAUGGCUUGGUACGCUGAUGACAUGUAUCAGUCUCUUUUCGCUCAGUUAAUCGGAGCAGGUGACGUUCCAUUGCUGCAGACGAUAUCACCAUGCAAGAGCGAUGAUCCAGGUAAAUAAACUGCUUUGUUGUUGUUGUUUUUUGUUUAAAUCCUGAUUGACCAUCAACAGCUUUACUAGUACAGGUCACGUGGAAUUAUUUUGAGAUCUGCUUUCAAUAUCUUUGUGUAGAUGGGAAGUCAAUAUUUGUGUAGUUGCGAUUCCAUAUUUGUGUAGCUGUGAAGUCCAUAUUUGUGUAGCUGGGAAGUCCAUUUUUUGUAGCUGAAAAGUCCAUCUUUGUAUACGCGAAAAGCUAAAAUGCCUGGCGAGAUGAGAAACUUGUUGUCUUAUGUCAAUGUUCUCAAUAUUAGCAUCAAAAGCAUUCCUAGCACCAAUUUAUAAACAUCAUCCUACAUUUCAACAUGAUCCCCUGUCAUUGUUUGCCAUAGCAACAGAUACAUCAAAAGUUUAAGUGAAAUAAAUUCAAUGUCUUCACUAUAAUCAGUGUCAUCACUUUAAUCAAUUCCAACAAAAAAUCAAUGUCAGCAUUAUAAUCAACAUAAUCAUCAUUAACAAUAUCAUCACUAUAAUCACUAUAAUCACUAUCAAGGCCACCACGCUUUAAUCCUUUUCUUUUUACAUCUUUUAUAUUAAUAUUGCUUUUGUACGUGCGUUUCUGGCUGGCAAAAUCGUCGGGCGGCUAAUCGACCCACUUCCCUUCAGGCUAUCAAGCUGAAACUUGGUACAUAGGCUCGGUGCUGAUAACAAAACAUUCUUUCAAAUUUUUCAGCCUAACCCUCCCCCUCCCCCUCCCCCGCCCAUAACCCCUAAAAAUAUUUUUUUUCAAGGGGAAGAUGAGGGAAAUAUUAGAACACUGAUUUUACGAAAUAAAAUUCCCGAUAACUGCGCUAAAUGAGAUUCUUUUUUUUUUUAAUAUCGCAAGUGCGUUUUGUGCGUAAUAUUUUAUUCUUUUUUUCUGAAAUAGUUAUUGAAAUAAAUUUGUGGUGUAAAAGUGGGUGGGACGUUGUAAUGUUAUUGCAAAAUAAAAUAAUAACUUUAAUUUUAUGGGUUUUUUUUUUUAAUUUCCGAGUAAAGGACUUCUUAAUAUGGUUUAUAAUUUCGGGCUCAGAAGAUAUUUGCUCACGAUAAUGGCUGCAACUGCAUAAUGUUACAUUACGUAGAGGUCUGUAUGGCCAGUAACUUCAUUUCUGAUACAUAUUGCUAUGCGAUUGAAAUAGAUUUGAGAUUAUUAACUUGUAUGAUAAUGUGAAAUUCAACUCAGCAGAAAACCAUAGAUCAACUGGGCUGUCAAUCAUCUUUGCACCCACCUAGUGUAACAGAUUAAAGGUCAACCGGAAUCUGUUUCCAUACAAUUUUAGUUAUAAGCCUAAAAUGUAAAAGCUUAAGAUAGUUGCAAAUGAUAUAUUAUUUUUUAUAAUGAUUAUUUACCUACUGGUAAAAACCUCCGCACUUCGUGAAAUACAAUAAAACUUCAAAAAUAUAUUGAUUUCUUAUAUGAGUUUGUAACUGCCCACGACAACUUUCUGGGAGGAGCGACGUCCUAAUGUUUGAGCUUCUGCUGUCCGAAAACCUGACGCUCUCCAAUCAACAAGUGGACGCCAUCUUGUCUCUGUCAGAAUCCAUCCCUGAGAGUGACGUCAUCUUCCUGUCUGCCAGCUCGUCCAAUCACUACGACGAGAUGCAGGCGAUGUUUCACAACCUGCACACGGUUGUCUCUCCUUUGAUGCCUGACAUGCGCGUGGUCUUCUUUGAUAUUGGACUCACCGAAACACAGCGCAUUCAGGUUGGUUGGUUUCAAAAUACAUUUUAUUUUUUUUUCUAUCCUACUGAAACUAAUUCUAAUGCAUGUCAACACCCAUGACAUUCAUACCAUGGGGUAUCAGUGUCUAUCACAUUCAUACCUUGGAAUGUCAGUGUCUAUGACAUUAAUACCAUGGGGUAUCAGUGUCUAUGACGUUCCUACCAUGGGGUUUAAGCGUCCAUGACAUGUAUACCAUGGGGUAUCAGUGCCCGUGACAUUCAGACCAUUAGGUGUCAGUGUCCAUGACAUUCAUACCAUGGGGUGUGCGUGUCCGUGACAUUCAUACCAUGACGUGUCAGCGUUCAUGAUAUUUAUACCACGGUAUGUCAGGGUCCAUGGCAUUCAUACAAUGAGGUGUCACUGUCCAUGACAUUCAAGACAUCAAAUGCCAGGGUCCAGUACGUGCGUGUUGUUUAUUCUCCUUUGUUCCUUCUAAAAAAUGCCUGCCAGGGCUUAAAUUAUGUAAUAACAAGCACACACAUUCUUAUUAUGAAUAGAUUUACAGUUUAUAAACAUUUCAUGUACGAAACGGCUUUGUAUUUGUUGUUUUUUUUUUUUUUUUUUUUUAGGGUUUUUGGGGGGAGGGGUGGGUAUUGCAAAAGUCUGAACUUGAGUUUAAUUUUGAAUUACAUGGUACCUUUUUAUUAUAGAAUCAUGUAAUAUGCUUAUGAGACAACACAUUUUAUAAAAUUGUUAGCCCCAUUUCUCAACACCCAAACCCCCCCCACACCCCCACCCCCCAAAAAAAAAAUGUUCCAGUUUUUUUCAAAAUACUUGUUAGUGUCAAAGAUUUAAGAAAGGUAAUACAGAUGAACACCUAUUAAUUAAUAGUUUUGCACCGCUUUACUCCCACUUAAAUCCAUUACAGUAAAAACUGAAAAAUAUUUUUUAAGGGGAAAAUGAAGGAAAUAUUAAACGUGUUUUCGCCAGAAGUUUACAAAUUAACAUAACCGCUUCUUAAAUUUAAAAAUGUAUAGUGCCUGUAAUGAACCGGGUCUGAAAGUAAUCCAAUUGCUGAACUGUUUGGUUAGUUAAACUUAUAUUUACAUCUUCUACUGAAAAUGUGUGCAAUUCUUUAAUCAACUGCUUAAUAAUUAAUCACUCCAGUGACAUAUUUUUUAACAAAAAUGCAUGUAAAUAAAAAGGAUUUAUCAGCAAAACUUUGUUUUUUGGGGUGGGUGGUAGCUGAGCUGCCAAUAGAACUUAAAUAAUAUCAAAUUGAUGUUUAAAAAUUUAAAUCUUAUCUUUAUUAAGAUUUUGUUUAUUGGGAAAUCAUCACUUGUAGCACAAUGAUACAAUCUGCAUUCAACCGUGUUAAUUUAAUAUCAUUAUGUUUACUCUAUCCUAAUUGUUCGUAGACAGAGAAAUACUGCCGGUGUCAUGUCAUCAGGUUCCCAUUCGAAAAGUUCCGUCCGCUGUUGGAAGACCGGUUUUGCUAUUUCUGGAAACCUCUCAUUAUUCGGGUCAGUAUACACCAACUGAAAUAUCCGCCAUUUAAGCUAUUCUCAUUAGACCAUGGGUCAUUUCAAAGGUUACAUCACGCUUUAAUUCUAUGUUAACAUUAAAUAUUUAUUUAAACUUUGGUGAAGAUUUACUCUAUUUUCUGUAAAUGUCGGGGAAGAUGAAAAAGCAGACUCUCCGGCAAAAAACACGAGGCUGCCCAGCCUCGGCGAGAUGUACCAGUCACUUAUCUAGGUAUUAAAAACUGGCUGGCCGGCCAUUUCCAAUCAAAAUGGUGCAGGAGGUGGGAAGACAGUGGGAAGACAGCACGAAAGCCAGAGGUGUAUGCACUAACAUGCCGCUUCCUAGCAAACUAGAACCCUUGGUGGAAGCUGGGUCGCCGACAGCAGAGUCUGGUGACUCAAAUGCGUACCUAGUAUUUACCUAUCAACACAUGCUUAUGGGCUAGACAAUCACAGGGUCCGACCCUUCCGGUACUACAGCCGGGUCCCAGAAACUCUAGAACCGAAUAGAUGUUUCAGGGGAGGCCAUGGCGAUGGGAGAGCCCCACGCGAAGACAAUGUUAUAUGGGUCAGCUCAAUAGAUGGAACUGGUUGCUCAUGUACUAGUCGGCACAGCCCAGCAGGUGGAGCUGGUUGCCUGUGUACUAGCUGGCACAGUCCAGCAGGUGGAGCUGGUUGCCCAUGUACUAGCUGGCACAGCCCAGCAGGCGGCGCUGGUUGCCUGUGUACUAGCUGGCACAGUCCAGCAGGUGGAGCUGGUUGCCCAUGUACUAGCUGGCACAGCCCAGCAGAUGGCGCUGGUUGUCCAUGCACUAUACUAGCCGGGGUUUUAAGAGGGUAAUCUCAAACCCCCACCAGUAUAUUAUGUUUUAGUGAAGCCACGGAACAAAUUUCAUAAGGGAACGUAUUACUCAGAGUUUUCCUUAACCCUUAACAUACCAAGACUUUGGCAUUUUUUUUAUAGAUGGGCAAGACAUAACCUGGGAACCAAGCCGCGUACACUAAGGGAGAGGUAUGGACAUCCUCCCGAAUAAGUUAGACUAAUUACUUUUUGGUAGUCUGUUGACAUUUGAGUAGUGUCCAUGCAGACCCUGCGUAGGGCUAGUUAAUUAAGUAUCGCGGUAGAGAAAUCCAAACUUGAUCGGUGUUAAUAAGUGGGUAGAGACAUUCAAUAGGCGUUCGAGUUGAAGGAUCUGGUUAGGGACAAUGUAGUCUCAAUUAACGUAGCAAGCCAAUAACCAAUGGGAUUCUAGUGAUGGGAAGUUUUUCUUGCACUCGGGCCAUCAUGCCAUCAUGUAGCUGACAGAUGAUAUUGGUGAACUUGUCUGGGCAUCCGUAAUUCUUCAUGAUUUUCCACAGGCCACCUCUAUUGACCCUGUCAAAACCCUUAUUCAAGUCGAUAAAUGUGGAAUAUAGGUCUGUAUUUUGCUCCUGACAUUUCGCUUGAAGCUGCCUAGCAGCAAACACCAUAUCAAUAGUUCCGCGUUUUUUGCGGAAACCGCAUUGACUUUCGGGUAGGAGACCUAGCUCCAGAUGUGCAUUCAGGUGGUUCAGAAGGGCUCGGGCCAAGAUCUUGCCUGCAAUGGACAGUCGUUUCCUUUGUGUUUGUACAGGUGGAUAAUCGAGGCAUCCUUGAGAUCGUGUGGUACAGUUUCCGUCUGCCAGAUGAUCUGGAAUAGACGCAAUAGCUUAUCCGUCAUCGCUUGUCCACCCUCUUUGUAGAUUUCGGCAAGGAUCAUGUCGGAGCCAGGUACUUUGCCACUGGACAUUUGGCGGAUUGCUGUCUGUAUCUCGACCAAAGUUGGGACAGCGCCCAUUGACUUGUUCGUUGGGAACUGGGGCAGUCUUUCAAUGGCCUCAUCAUUAAUGUGCAGGAAAACGGUCAGUCAUCUCAAGGAUUCCCCGUCACAAAUGGUGUGCAGCGGGCUGUAUCCUUGCUCCAACAAUCUUCAGUAUUUUGUAUUCUGCAAUGCUGUCUAAAUCCACCACGGGCUUCCCAUUUCGGUUUCGCACUGAUGGAUCAGUCGUCAAACUUAGGGGGCUUCAAGCUAAAACCAAGGUCAAACAUAACAUUAUCAACGAGCUUCUGUUUGCGGACGAUUGUGCCCUCAAAGCUGCUUCAGAAGCCGUCAUGCAACAAAGCGUUGCUAUCUUCUCUGAGGCAUGCAAUGACUUUGGCCUCACAAUCAACACAAAGAAGACUGAGGUGAAAUAUCAGCCAGCUCCUAGUAAGCCCUACGUUCAAUCCAACAUCAUCAUCAGUGGACAGCGUCUCAACCCGAUGGAUAAAUUUACUUACUUAGGCAGCAUCCUCUACAGAUCUGUCGUCAUGGAUGGUGAAAUGAAUGCCAGACUCGCAAAAGCUAGUGCCAUAUUUGGCCGGCUCCGCAUCACUGUUUGGGACAUGAGAGGUAUCAGACGAGAAACGAAAAUCAAGGUCUAUAGCGCAAUAGUCCUCUCGACAUUGCUCUACGGAUGUGAAACGUGGACAGUCUACCAGCGUCACGCCAAGAAACUGAAUCAUUUUCACACAAACUGUCUCAGGAAACUCCUGGCCAUCAGGUGGCAAGACAAAGUCCCUGACACAGAGGUCCUCGCUAGAGCAAACCUACCUCGUAUCUUCUACACCCUGAUGUAGUCUCAACUCCGUUGCAUGGGACACGUAGCCCGUAUGGAAGACCACCGGCUCCCAAAAGAGAUAUUCUUCGGAGAACUCACAAUAGGCAAGCGCUCCCACGGAGGUAAAAAAAGCGUUACAAAGACUCACUGAAAGUGAAACUAAAGGCCUUCAGCAUCAACCCUACUCAAUGGGUGCAGACAGCCCAGGACAGAUCCAAGUAGGGAGCAGCUGUCAAGAAGGGGGCAAAAUCCCAAUAAGAUAAUAGGAUACUCAGAGCUGAGACACGCAGGCUGGCCCGAAAGAGCAACAUUAUGUCACCGUCUGCAGCAACUCUCCCCUGCCCGCGGUACCAAAGAUUAUUCCGAGCACGGAACGGUCUAGCAAGCCACCUACGUGCUCACCGUAACCCACCCUCCCCCUAACCGGAUGGCUCGAUGGUCCCAGUCGAUUUCGACGGAAGAACAACAACAACAGUUUCUCGUAUGAUGAGGGCUAGAUAUAAGCUAGAGGUUUGGGGACACUUGAAAGUUGAGGAGGGCAGAGCCCAGUUGAGAUGUGGCAGUUGAGGGAGAACGGUCAGGAGUUUAGUCGAGUUUAGUGAGAAGACGGUAAUGAGAUAGAGAGACAAGCACGAGCAGAGUCAAGGUCAUGAAUGUGAACAGUAGAGCAGAUCAUUAAAGUGAAAUCUAGCCAUCAACGUGUUAUUCUAACCUUAUUGUUACAGUACAAGAGACAGAGUGAAUGAGGUUACCAUCCAGAUAAAGUAUUUAGAGAAUAGAGACGGCCAAGGUUCCUCUAAAAUAUAUUCAGAACAGCAAGCACUCUAAGUUAUGUUAGAAAUGGAAGCUGAGAAACAAAUCCCAAUUAUCAGGCCGUUAUAAAAACGGAAGUUCAAGACCAAAACAAGCCUCCCACAUAAUUCUGUGGUGCGUACUGUUAAGGGGGGGAAUUUAAAUAUUAUUAAUACAAAGUUAAUAUUUUAAACUACAAAAAGUGAUAAUAAAAUUGGAGAGAAAUUGAUGAUCACUUGUAAGAGAGUAUUUUAAUGUUGAUGAUUAAAAAAUUUGCCACAUCACAACUUUUAAAUCCCUAAAACAUCCAAGGCUCCCCGCAGCCGUAGCGUUGCAGGGACCUCACGUUUCAGGGGCCUCACACUGCAGGGGCCACACGUUGCAGGGGCCUCACAUUGCAGGGGCCUCACGUUGCAAGGGCCCUCACAUUGCAGGGCCCUCACAUUGCAGGGCCCUCACGUUGCAGGGGCCUCACGUUGCAGGGGCCUCACGCUGCAGGGCCUCACAUUGCAGGGGCCUCACGUUGCAGGGGCCUCACGUUGCAGGGGCCUCACAUUGCAGGGGCCUCACUUGCAGGGACCUCACGUUGCAGGGGCCUCACGUUGCAGGGGCUUCACGCUCGUUCUGGGGUCAAGUGACACCCAUAUUUUAACUAGCAUCUCUUCCGUUGCUCUCCGAUUAAAUGUAGAAAGAUGCAAAACGGAACUCAGGUAUGUACUGUAAUGCAUUCUUUCCUUUUGAAGCUAUCAAAAAUGUUAUGGGGUCUAUAAACAUUUAAGGGAUGAGACUAGGCUAGGGGAAAUAAUCAUAACCUAAAGGGUGUCACAAAGGGAAUGAAUUUAUUUUAUAUUUAGCUGGGGCGGAGUUAGCGAUGUCACUGAUCGUUUUUAUGACUAAUUUUGGGGCUUCAAACCAAUGGUCCCUUUAGGAUGCGCGGCUGCGUGGCCGCGCUGCUAUCUCACAGACGCCGCGCAGCAGUUUUGAAUAGCGCGCAGCAAAUUUCCAUGUUAGUGUGUGUUUGUGGGCUGUAAAAUUUUGCACACACAAAAAUUUGAUGCUGUAAAAUUGUGCACACAACUGUAUGAUUUUGCACACGAACCAGCAAACCUAAGAGGGAACAUUGCUUCACACCCGAAAGUCUAAAAUGCCGCUCCCCAAUUGUCUGAAAGAAAUACCUCAUUCAAAAUGCUUCACUGCAUUCAAGUCUUCGGUACCCUUAAUUUCUGCUCCCACUUCUCUCACGUCGAUCAGUGGCACAGUACAUGGUUGAAUCUAAGCUUAUGCCAAGUGAGUUCCCUGAGCGCACCACAACAGUAGAUAAUUCAGUUUAUGUGUGGCGGUUGGGGGCCAUAAUGCCUCCCCACGGGCGCUUGAAAAAAUCAUUCACCUGAUCAAAUAGGUUGUUUUUUUUUAUAAACACGGACUGCGGGUGUACUCCAAAAUGUACCUCUUGCUUUUGAAAUAAUCAAAAUUUUCCUUGGGAAGGGCUCCUAAGACCUCCAAAUAAUAAUAAUAAUAAUAAUAAUAAGGGGUCUUAUAUAGCGCGGUACCCCAGCCUAGGGCUGGGCUCACCGCGCUGUACAUAAAAAUUGUAUCAAAAGAGACAUAAUCAUGACAUUAAAAUAAAAUACAUUUAUGAAAUAAAGAACAGCAAAAAAUGCAUAUUCACCCACCCCACCACAUAACUUUUACAAGGCGAACCAUGGACGACAGCCAGCAAGAUCCUUUAUCGGUCAGAGGAAGCUGAGAAACAAAUGCCCAUUUAUCAGGCCGUUAUAAAAACGGAAGUUCAAGACCAAGGCUAUAGAUGCCGUCCAUUUCUGACCUACUUUCCGAUACAAAUAACUGUAUAGCUGGUCCUAGUCGAAAAUGUUGGUGCCGAUAGAUACACAGCCUGUUGGUGUAGCUAGUCUUAGUGCCGUUCUGAUCGGACCAAGUGUUUUGACGCGAAUCCCUUCAUGAUACAAACUCUGCAGUUUUCCGAAAAUGGCGCGCCACCAAAUAACGAAAAAAACUAAUAACUGUACGGCCCAUCCCAAAUUCACUCCCCCCCCCUUUUUUUUUUCUAACCCCCUGGCAGAAGCGAAACUGGAGUGUUUGGCGCCAUGGGACAGGAUUUGUUUGGAACUCUGUACCCCUGUUAUUCAUCCUUUAAAUACAAUCCAAGACCAUUCUGAAGCCCCGCUUUUCUGGUUCCCGGCGACAUCUACCUCUCUCUGCUCCCCUUAGCUACGCCAUUGAUCACUGGCCCUCCUUACCCGAAAAUAUGAGGGGGGGGGCGGGGUACGUGAUUGAAAGAAAGACUGGUUCCAUCCUAUUGUAACAGUUCCAUCCUAUUGUAACAGUUCCAUCCUAUUGUUAAAGUUCGUCCUAGUGUAACACUUCCAUCUUAUUGUAAAAUUUCAUCCAAAUGUAACAGUUCUAUCUUAGUGUAACAGUUCGUCCUACUGUAACCGUUCCAUCCUAUUGUAACAGUCCUAUCCUAAUGUAACAGUUCGUCCUAGUGUAAAAGUUCCAUUUUAUUGUAACAGUUUAUCCGGGUGUAACUGUUCCAUCCUAUUGUAACAGUUAUAUCCUACUGUAACAGUUCCAUCCAACGAUAACAGUUCUAUCCUAUUGUAACAGUCCCAUCCUAAUGUAACAGUCUCAUCCUAAUAUAACAAUUCGAUCCUGUUGUAACAGUUCAUUAUGUUGUAACAGUUCCAUCCAACGGUAACAUUUCUAUCCUAUUGUAACAGUCCCAUCCUAAUGUAACAGUUCCAUCUUAUUAUAACAGUUCAUUUCAUUCCAAUGGAACAGUUACAUCAUAUUGUAACAGUUCAUCCUAUUGUAACGGUUCUAUCCUUUUGUAACGGUUCUAAUGUAACAGUUCUUUAAAUUACAUUUUAAAGGCACUCAUUGGUAAAGUUCGUAAAGGUCUCGUCUACCAAGAUUCGUCGGUUCGUUGGACGAGUCACAUCAAGCCACUUUUGGAAAGAGGGGCAGCAUUCGGCCUACAAUAUCACGUGAGCGACGUGCCACCCAACGUGUCAGUUGACAGACUUAAGCAGGUGCGGGCUUUGAUUUAUUUAUAUUGUCUUAUUUAUGGAUUUCAUGGCAUGUGAACAACUUUUAAACAAUGCAGACGGGCAGGGACUUAUAGGUGAACAAUGCACUUGGACUUAAGGCUUUUAGAUAUUUGAGUAUCAGUCUAGUUAAAUUUUGUUUAUUUGCUGAAAUUUUUUUUUCAACUCGUCAGAUGUGCAGCCACCAUUACCAUUUUUUCACCCAUCUUUUUAAGAUGUCCAACUUUUUUGGAGAAGAGCUGUGCGCCUUUAGGCACUUUCCUGAGCUUGACGGCAGCAACGGAAUCUUCGGCAAUCUUCCAUUUGUCAUCCGGGCCCUUAUAGAACCCUGGGCCAAAUGCGCAUUGGACGCUGCCUGCAUGUGUCCCGAUCAACCUGAAGCAGCCGGGAGCUUAGGUGAUCAGUUGUCGGAUGGCCACAGAAGUCACGGGUUGGUGGAUACACCAGAUAUAAUUUCUUUUUUAGAAAUAAAGGCAGACUUGGAAUUUUUUUUUAAUUCUAAAUGUUACAUAAUUAUUGUUGUUGUUUUGCUUUCUAUUGCUUUUUUUUAAUCUUUUUUUUUUUUAAAAAGCAAAACAUAAAUUUUGACAUUAGUCAAACUUGCAUUGUUUUCAUUCGGGAAGUGGCCUGCAACUGUGUUUUUUUGUUCGCUCUAUUGCUUGUUGUUCGCUCUAUUGCUUGUUGUUCGCUCUAUUGCUUGUUGUUCGCUCUAUUGCUUGUUGUUCGCUCUAUUGCUUGUUGUUCGCUCUAUUGCUUGUUGUUCGCUCUAUUGCUUGUUGUUCGCUCUAUUGCUUGUUGUUCGUUUUUCACAAGGCUUUCAUUUCUUUUUUUUUUUUUUUUUUCAGUUGCGGUUAAUUUUAAUUAAAAAAACUUGUAGAUUUGGUUUGUGUGGUCAGAGAUAAAAUGGUAAACAUUUCAGUUGUUAAAAUUCAAAUUUAUGAAUGUGAAAUAAAACGUCAUCCACUGAACUAUGCCUUUUGAUUAAAAAAUUAGGUGGGGGGGGGGGGUCUAUUUUUAAUCUGAAAAGAUAUAUAGAAAUAGAUGACUUAGAGGAAUAGAUGAAUUUAAGUUUGUUUUUAAAUAGUGUAUUGCGUAUACUUAUUAUUGGAAAAGUCCCAAAAACUUGUUUUUGUAACCAGCUGUGUUUUAUUUAAUAUUUGUUUCAAUUCACAGAUUUGAUAGGGCGACCUUAAAAAUUGUAGCUGCAAAAUUAUUUGAUAACGCUCUGAGGAGAGUGAUCACGCUUGACAACAAAGCUAUUGACACUGUACGCCGAGGUCUUGCAAUGCCUGAUUAUUUUAACUCGAUCGUCAACAAAAGUGCUGGCCACGAAAAAUGACCGUUAUUUAAAUAAAAUAUUAAACACAGC